AUGGUCUCAGUUCAGAGCUGCACCAGGAGGAAUAUGGCUGGCUCUCCUCCUCCUUUACCGGGCUUCGGGAAUUCGGGAAAGAGUUUUCUUAUUGACAAUCUGCUGCAGUCACAGACACCUUCGGCCUGUCCGGAAGGGACACUAGGUGGACACCUGAGACUAGCAGCAUGUGAACGUCCAAGGAGAACCUGGGGCUCUGAGCACGGAGUCUACCAAAGCCAGGUCCACAGUCCCCAGCAGGUGAAAGACUUAGGACAACUUCUGCCACACUCAGGUGUACUGAGCAGUGUUUUCCUUCGGAGCCCACAGUAUCUGCUGGCAUGCUGUGGUGGGUCCAGCCCCCCUCCUGUCUUCUCCAAGGGAGCAAAUAUUCAAAUGUGGUCUGCUGAUGUAAGUCCUAAAUCACGCAGAGGGAUCCUUAGAAGGGCUGUGUUCUCUGAAGAACAACGGAAGGAGCUGGAGAGAACUUUUCGGAGACAAAAAUACAUCAGCAAGACAGACCGGAACAAACUGGCAGCUGAUCUCAGCCUCAAAGAAUCACAGGUAAAGAUUUGGUUCCAGAAUCGUCGAAUGAAGUGGAGGAACUGUAAGGAGAAGGAGGUUCAUAACAGUCGCUCCCCAAUGGACGAGCUCAUGGCCCAAGGUCUCGCUCAGGAAGAGGAAGAAUCAUCACAGAAUCACACUGAUGCAAAAACAGAGCGAUCGCCACCACAGAAGAGUGUCAGGGACACAUGA
Morone saxatilis (striped sea-bass) is the source of this 735-nucleotide messenger RNA. It is a transcript of the gene dbx2, whose product is annotated as developing brain homeobox 2. Gene Ontology annotation, biological process: regulation of transcription by RNA polymerase II. NCBI's taxonomy places the organism in Eukaryota, Metazoa, Chordata, Actinopteri, Moronidae. Gene Ontology annotation, molecular function: DNA binding; DNA-binding transcription factor activity, RNA polymerase II-specific. Bases 1 to 735 code for a protein of 244 amino acids. The transcript is spliced from 4 exons. The record is from RefSeq and is a predicted model, not a curated record.